Molecule: messenger RNA, 1188 nt
Organism: Sphaeroforma arctica JP610
Lineage: Eukaryota; Ichthyosporea; Ichthyophonida
Product: glutathione synthetase
Exons: 11
Coding region: 1-1188 (395 amino acids)
Biological process (GO): glutathione biosynthetic process
Cellular component (GO): cytosol
Molecular function (GO): ATP binding; glutathione binding; glutathione synthase activity
Source: RefSeq, a predicted model, not a curated record
AUGGACGCUGAGUUUCUGCACGACACUUUGAGAAAAGCCGCUGAAGGGGACGAGUUCACAUCAAAGCUGUUAGAUAUCCACAAAGCUGUCCUGGCACAAGGUGUAGCACAGCCUAUUCGGAUGGGUUUGUACAGGUCAGAUUACAUGCUUGAUGGUCCGGAUGCCGCUCUGGCAAAGAUUAAGCAGGUGGAGAUCAACACAAUAUCUGCUUCGUUUGGAUCACUAGGACCUAGGAUGCCUAACCUACACAGAUUUGUGGCGGAACGAUUCACAAACAAAGAGGUCAACAUCCCCGUCAACGGCGCAUUCGAAGGCAUUGUUGAGGGGCUGGCGCAUGCGCACCAAGCCUACAACAAGAAGGAUGCGGUGAUGAUGAUGGUGGUACUACCAAACGAGCACAACUCGUUCGACCAGAAGUUCAUCGAACACAGUUUAUGGCAAGACCAUAAGGUGAAGAUGAUAAGGAGGAGUCUUCAAGAUAUUUCUGAGAGGGGAAACCUAGACCCGCAAACAAAGGUUCUUACCAUUGAUGGACAGGAGGUUUCGGUUGCAUACUUUAGGGCCGGAUACUCUCCAGACCACUACCCUACAGAGAGCCACUGGAAAUCGCGGGAAACCAUAGAAUUGUCUCUGGCUAUCAAAUGCCCCACAGUCGAGUAUCAUCUGACCGGUGCCAAGAAAAUUCAACAAGUGCUUGCACAGAAAGAAGUGGUAGAAAGGUUUUUGCCAGCCGGGGAAGCGGCCGAAGUGCUUGACUCAUUCACUGGGCUGUAUCACGUCGAGGGCAAUAAAGAAAUGAUCGACAAAGUCUGCGCCAAUUCAUUAGAUUAUGUUCUUAAGCCUCAGCGUGAGGGUGGAGGCAACAACUACUAUGCUGACGAGAUGGUCGGCAUGCUCCGAUCCCUGCCCGAAAUGGAGUUGCAGAGCUACAUUCUCAUGGAUCGCAUCAAGCCACCGAGACAACCCAAUGUUAUUGUGAGGAACGCCGAGCCCGUCUCGGUAGAUUGCGUGGGGGAGAUGGGAGUGUUCGGCAUCUGGAUCAGUAAUGGACUGGACGAGGUGCUCAGAAAUACGGGCCCAGGGUAUCUGCUGCGGUCCAAGCCAUUUGACAAAGACGACGGGGGUGUGGCCGCUGGUGUGGCUGUGUUGGAUAGUCCUGAUCUCAAGUAUAUAGACAUUGUCUUGUAG